GCAAUAAUGAAUCGAAAAAAACUUGCGGAUGAAGCGGGCGGUGUAGACAAGCUUUUGCAAAAAGAAACUGCAUCAGGCAAACGGCGAAUGGCAUUUUUGGAUUUGAUGCUGGAUAUGCAUGCGAAAGGUGAUUUACCACUGCAAGGCAUACAAGAAGAAGUGGAUACAUUCACUUUUGAGGCUCACGACACAACUUCAGCAAGCAUGAAUUGGUUUUUGCACCUGAUGGGUACCAAUCCAGAUAUUCAAGAAAAGGUUCAAAGAGAAGUUGAUGAAGUUUAUGGCGAAGCGGACAGGCCAAUAACAUAUGAGGAUCUUGGACGACUGAAGUUCCUGGAAGCCUGUAUCAAGGAAACACUACGGAUGUACCCGAGUGUGCCAAUUCAGGCACGGCUUUUGACCGAAGACACUAAAAUUGGUAAGUCUUGGUGUUCGGUAGAUUGA
This is a messenger RNA of Gongylonema pulchrum, 444 nucleotides long. The record is from the annotation of a GenBank genome assembly. Lineage: Eukaryota; Metazoa; Nematoda; Chromadorea; Rhabditida; Gongylonematidae.